AUGCCGUCUUUCUCCCCCUCCAUCCCGGGCUUGAUCAGCGGUGACUCCUCGUCGAUCUCAUCGUUCGGUACAAACACCACUUCCAGCGAAGCGGCCGGCUCAGCUCGAGACCGUGACCGAGACGACCAUGAGUUCGGAGGUCCGGUAGGAAGGGAAACGCAGGCCCGCCGUCAGAAUCAGAAUCAGAAUCAGCGCCAGCAACAUCGACAGCGCCAGAGUAUCGACAGAGAGAGGCUUGUGACCGUCACAUCGAAUAUAUCAGCGCCAGCGGGGUCUCGCGGUACUAGUACCCGCGCAGCGCGGUCUGCGACUUCAGGAUCGCAUACAUCUUCGUCGUGGAGUAUUACUGCGCCAUCCAUAUCCUCCGCCGGACUAUCGGUACCUGCCCAUAUCGGAGACGCAGAUAUAAACGGCGAGGAAGGAAAUGGACUUGGACUCGGACUCGGACACGCAGCAGAUGCAGAUGCUCCAGAUCGUAUCUACACAUGUCUCUUCCACAUGCUCGACUGCCACGAGUCCUUCUCCUCCGAGAAUAACUGGACAACCCACGUCCUAAGCCACUUCCGCACCCACCCACCCCCGCAAACAGCGCGAUGCCCGCUCUGCCCAAACAAGUUCGUAGACGGACACCCUCACCCACUCUCCUCGCCAGCCCCGGGCCCCGACGAAGAAGACGCGGAACCAGAAGACGUGGGGAAUGAUGCGAACUUGAAAACCCCACCCCCGUCAUCCCCGCGAACCUCAAUCCGCCGCGUCGACUCAGGAACAGACGUCCGACCCGACGGGCCCUACACCCGAAUCGACCACGAAAUCACCGGCAGCCUCACCACCCGCGAAAGCGCAGGCACAGCCUGGCCCGACCUUCUCACCCAUGUAGCCGCGCACUACCGCGCCGGCCAAACGCUCGCCGGCAGCCGCGCCGACUUCGAGCUCAUGCGCUACUUGUACGGGCGGCGGAUCAUCUCCGACGCCCAGUUUAAGGCUAUGCAGCUUGCGCCUGCGCCGUCGAGUCCGGCGUAUCAUGCUUCGCAGGAUGGGGUUAGGGCUAGUAUUGGAUCGUCGGAUGAGCCGUAUUGUGCGCCUUAUAGUCGGCGGAGGGAGGAGAGGUUGAGGGGACAGCACAAGGGUGUUGGGGCUGUUUGA
This is a messenger RNA of Penicillium manginii, 1143 nucleotides long. RefSeq lists its product as uncharacterized. The record is from RefSeq and is a predicted model, not a curated record. The transcript has a single exon. Bases 1 to 1143 code for a protein of 380 amino acids. NCBI's taxonomy places the organism in Eukaryota, Fungi, Ascomycota, Eurotiomycetes, Eurotiales, Aspergillaceae.